GAUUGGUUCUUGAUUCUCAUUCUGAAGAGAAUUUAUGUAAGAGAGCUUCAUAGUUCUCCCAGAUUUAUAGUUAGAAGAAGAAGAAGCAGAGAGGCGCUGAAGAUGGCCAACACUGCAGAAGAUGCUUCCCUGGCAGCAGAGGAUGUGUCCGGCAGCGAGGAGAACCUCAUCCACCGUGUGGUGCACAGAGGGGGCUCCAACAGCCGUGCCUUCAAGAUUGCCGGCCUGACCACAUUGGCAUGUCUGCUGCUGGCCAGCCAGGUUUUCACUGCCUACAUGGUGUUCAACCAGAAGCAGCAGAUCCACACCCUUCAGAAGAGCUCUGAGAGAAUGGGGAAACAACUCACACGAGCAUCCCAGGCCGUUGCUCCAGCGAGGAUGGCCAUGCCAAUGAACAGCCUGCCUCUGGUGUCAGACUUCAGUGAAGACGCCAAGACUCCUUUGACUAAAUUGCAGAACACAGCUGUGGUCAGCGUGGAGAAGCAGCUGAUGGAUCUCAUGCAGGAUUUCAGUCUGCCAAAGUUCAAUGAGACCUUCCAGGCCAACCUGGAGACCCUGAGGCAGCAGGUCAAUGAGAGCGAGUGGCAGACUUUUGAGACUUGGAUGCGCUAUUGGCUGAUCUUCCAGAUGGCCCAGAAGCAGCCUCCUGCUCCAACUCCUCAGCCAGCAUCUAUGAUCAAGACCAAAUGCCAGCUGGAGGCAGCACCGGACACCAUCAGCAAGAUCGGCACAUACAAGCCUCAGUGUGAUGAGCAGGGCAAAUACAAGGCCAUGCAGUGCUGGCACGCCACUGGAUACUGCUGGUGUGUGGACGAGUCUGGCAACCCCAUCGAGGGAACCACCAUGCGCGGACGCCCUGACUGUCGCCGAGGCUUGGCUCCUUAUCGCAUGAUGGUUCAACCCAGACUGAUGCAGAGGACCUUUCUUGAUGAUGAGAAAAAGGAUAAGUAAAUGAAGCAGAGCCGAGCCGAAGUGAGGAGUUUCUUCUUCUUCUUAUCCAGUCUUUGCAGAACUUUAUACUCUGUUAUUGUAAAUCUGAUGCAGAUCUGACAACUUUGCAGUUCAAAUCACCUGUAAGCCACCUGUCCAUCUUAUCACCUGAUUUUAAAGUUUGCUGUCUGCUUCGAAUCAAAUCAUUGCAAGCCUGAAACGCCUCGGUUCUUUUUACGUCUUCUGUCACUUUUAAAAGGCUUUUUCCUGGUGUGUCCAUUUAAUUUACAUUAAAAAAAAAGAAAAAGGC
Messenger RNA from Oryzias latipes (Japanese medaka), 1240 nucleotides. RefSeq names its product CD74 molecule, major histocompatibility complex, class II invariant chain a (gene cd74a). Gene Ontology annotation, cellular component: cytoplasm; cell surface; membrane. Gene Ontology annotation, biological process: positive regulation of ERK1 and ERK2 cascade; antigen processing and presentation; positive regulation of macrophage cytokine production. The record is from RefSeq and is a predicted model, not a curated record. NCBI's taxonomy places the organism in Eukaryota, Metazoa, Chordata, Actinopteri, Beloniformes, Adrianichthyidae. Gene Ontology annotation, molecular function: MHC class II protein binding; cytokine receptor activity; macrophage migration inhibitory factor binding.